GUGGGCACAUCUGGAGAGACUUCCUGAGGGGAUGAAGUGCAGGAGGAGGGCACGCGGGGCUUGCAGCUGGACUCGUGAACGUUCAGGAGCGACAGUACUCUCAUACAUUCUUUGUGCAUGGUAUUCAAUGGUACAGUGAUCCACUUCGUCGUAAGGGACUAUCUGAUGCAACUGCUGUAGACGCGGCAUAAUGACUUUGCUAAGGAAACUAAAUCGCGUCCUCCUCAUGCUGCUGGUGCUGAUGGUUCUGCUGCUGCUCUACAAUAGACUGCUGAGGCCCCCUGUACCUCGACGAUACACAAGCCCUAAGAAGGAGCAUGUGCACCCGCCUAAAAACUCCCCCGAAGAAGAGCUCGACCCGGAAGAGAAGGGUUCCAUCCCCGUGGUGAUCUGCGCCGGCGAGGAGCGACUCGGGGGUGCCAUGGCAACCAUCAACAGUGUGCAGAGCAACACCAGAGCCAGCGUCUUCUUUUACAUCAUCACACUGAGGGACUCUGUCAAGACUGUCAGGCAGUACAUAGAGAACACCAAGCUGAAGAAGAUCAAGUACAAGAUCCUGGAGUUCAACCCCAUGGUACUGAAGGGGAAAGUCAAGCCAGAGUCCUCCAGGCCUGAUCUGCUACGGCCUCUGAAUUUUGUGCGCUUCUACCUCCCCCUGCUGGCCAUCAACCAGAAGAAGAUCAUCUACCUGGACGACGAUGUCAUAGUGCAAGGUGAUAUCAAGGAGCUGUACCAGACCAAGCUGGAGUCGGGACACGCUGCUGCCUUCGCCUCCGACUGUGACCUGCCGUCCUCCCAUGAGAUGGUACGCAGUGUGGGGAUGCAGCCCAUCUCCCAGACGACAUACAUGGGCUUCCUGGACUACCGGAAGCAGGAGGUGCGCGAGCUGGGCAUCAACCCCACCAAGUGCUCCUUCAACCCGGGCGUCUUCGUGGCCGACGUAGCCGAGUGGAAGAGGCAGAAGAUCACCAAACAGCUGGAGAAGUGGAUGAUCGAAAACUUCAAGGACAACCUGUACAGCAGUGCAAUGGCAGGCGGAGUGGCAACACCCCCCAUGCUGAUCGUCUUCAAUGACAAAUACACAACCAUCGACCCUAUGUGGCACGUCAGACACCUUGGCUGGAGCCCGGACGCCCGCUACGCUGAGUCCUUUCUGCAGAAGGCGCAACUGCUCCACUGGAACGGCCGCUUCAAGCCCUGGGACUUCCCCUGCGUGCACAUCGACCGCUGGGAGAAGUGGUUCAUCCCCGACCCCUCCGGACGCUUCUCCCUCAUGCGGCCCUGAGCCACGAAACUGCACCUCCAACCAGUGGCCACAGUGGGGCGCUGGCUAUCAGACGCCAUUAUAACUACACCAAUCUAGCCUGGCUGCCGCUAGACUAUAUCACAAGUGAGAUAUAGUCCGGGGGAACUGUCGUUUUUGCCUCUGGUGGUCAACAUGAUGGAUCUGUAAACAACCUUGGGGCUCUAGUUUGUCUAAAAACAUGUCUUGCUCCCUUCUCCUCGGUCUGUAUUUUGUGUUCUCAAUCUCAGGCAGAGAUUUCAGCGUGGGUUUCCAUGCUGUCUUUCAGAUCGGAACGAUCGUGCAAGGCAGCAUGGGAUCUCCCAGGCCAGCACCAAUCACCGAAGGUGGACAUCCAAGGACCGCAGGAGUUCUCAAGGCCACCUCUUUACUAACCUGGCUCUUGACAGAUGAAUGUGGUUCUCUCUUGGCUUUACUGUACAUUACACAUAGCUGACUUUUAUCCAAAGCGACUUGAGUGUUUUAGGGUAUUUGUUACAGUCCCUGGAGCAAUGUGGGGUAAGGUGACUUGA
Molecule: messenger RNA, 1815 nt
Organism: Engraulis encrasicolus (European anchovy)
Lineage: Eukaryota; Metazoa; Chordata; Actinopteri; Clupeiformes; Engraulidae
Gene: glt8d2
Product: glycosyltransferase 8 domain containing 2
Exons: 10
Coding region: 191-1285 (364 amino acids)
Cellular component (GO): Golgi apparatus
Molecular function (GO): glycosyltransferase activity
Source: RefSeq, a predicted model, not a curated record